Messenger RNA from Acromyrmex echinatior (Panamanian leafcutter ant), 2288 nucleotides. RefSeq names its product ultrabithorax (gene Ubx). Gene Ontology annotation, molecular function: RNA polymerase II cis-regulatory region sequence-specific DNA binding; DNA-binding transcription factor activity, RNA polymerase II-specific. Gene Ontology annotation, cellular component: nucleus. Gene Ontology annotation, biological process: anterior/posterior pattern specification; negative regulation of transcription by RNA polymerase II. The record is from RefSeq and is a predicted model, not a curated record. NCBI's taxonomy places the organism in Eukaryota, Metazoa, Arthropoda, Insecta, Hymenoptera, Formicidae.
UGCUACGGAAGCAGCAGCAUCCACAUCGCGUGUCGCGGCAAUCAUGUUGAAUCAAGCGUUUCUCGAAGUGGAAGUGUAAAUCGCGUCAUAGUGCUGCUUUUCUGCAUAAUGAUUCCUUUUCGAUUAAGAAAGUUCCUUAAGACGUAUUUAUGAAUUUAAGAAUAAAACAUUUUAAUUGAUACAAAACGACCACGCCCAAGCUGCGAGCGGCCAUCUUGUAAUGUCAGCUGAGCGCAGUGCAUCAUGGUAACCAGUGAUGCAACCCUAGCAACUGACGCUCACUUCACCAUUCUUUAUUGAAGUCCUACCAUCAGAUCGGAGAUAUCCAUUUUGCUGAUUUGAGAGGAAAAAUACCAUUUUUUUACAUCCAACAUGACAAGUGCCGGUGUUUUAGUGAAAGUGAUCCAAAAUACCCGGGAUAAUGAACUCGUACUUUGAGCAGACCGCGGGUGGCUUCUACGGAAGCCACCAUCAUCAAACAGGAGCGGCAAGUCAGCAUCAUGAUCCAGCCACCGCAGCAGCGUAUCGAAGCUUUCCACUCGGAUUAGGUAUGUCGCCUUACGCUUCGGCGCAGCAUCAUCAUCACACAUCAUCCUCGUUGGGAAUACACCCAGGCGGUGGAAGCAAUACAAGACCACCUCAAGACUCGCCAUAUGACGCGAGCGUUGCGACGGCUUGUAAGCUUUAUUCGACGACACCUGAAGCAACUGGUCACACCACAUCUUCAUAUUCAACAACGGCAACGAAAGACUGUAAGCAACAGGAUCAAACGUCAACUCAUCAAAACGGUUAUGCUGCGGUAAUGGCAGCGGCAGCGGUCAAGGACGUUUGGCAGUCAGCGACCUCGGGAGCGAACAGCCAGAGUAAUUCGGUCGUACGUCCCUCUGCGUGUACCCCAGAGAGUACAAGGGUUAGUAGCUACGGUGGUCUCGUAGGCGGUGAUCCAGCAUCGAGUCCUGGUAACAAUAGUUCGUCAAGAUCCCUCACGUCGUCUUGGAACACCUGCAGUUUAAACUCGUCUGCGAGUCAACCGGUCGCCACGCAACUACAUCAGCAACCUACCAGCAACCAUACCUUCUACCCCUGGAUGGCUAUAGCAGGGGCGAACGGAAUGCGCAGGCGCGGCCGACAGACCUACACGCGCUACCAAACUCUGGAGCUGGAGAAGGAAUUCCACACGAACCACUAUCUCACCAGGCGGAGGCGAAUCGAGAUGGCACACGCACUCUGCCUGACAGAACGGCAAAUCAAGAUUUGGUUCCAGAAUCGGCGAAUGAAGUUGAAGAAGGAGAUUCAGGCGAUCAAAGAGCUAAACGAGCAGGAGAAGCAAGCGCAGGCGCAAAAGGCGGCAGCGGCAGCGGCGGCGGUUGCGCAUCAGCAGCAAGGAGGGGGUGGGGGACCAGAGGGGGGCAACUAGGGGUACGCCCUGCAUCGGAGCCCCCCUGACCACCCCACCGCCAAUCCACACCACCCUCUACUAGCACCGCAAUGUACACAGCUGUAUUAAAGGUGAGUGGCAGGCUGCACCCGCUGUCUCUGCAAUGCCAAAUAGAUGGUCGAUGUGCGUAUCUGUCGAUCGUCAAUUUAUCGGUUGCGGCGAAUCGGAUGCUGCACCCGGUGAGUGACGAACCUCCCCCACCAUGGCUACCUCCCGUAGCUCACUUUGACCGAUAUGCUCCCAGACCAAUCAGUAUCCAAGUACACAGUAUCAUCCAUAUAAGCCUAGCUCUGUUGUAGUCGUUCCCCUUUCUGGUCUCUCUACCUGUAGUUUCUGCUUUGGUGCAGUAGCAUGUAGAUAGGGGAUUGAAUUAUCGAGGGUGGCCAAUCAGCCGCGGAUCCGGGGUGUCGUUUGCGAAAAAUCGACCGAAAACAGAGUCACAUUCUCCCAAUGUGCAUUGCGAUAGGUUGUACACAACUUAGAAACUCAAAUACGUAACGAAAAGGCUACAACUAUUUAUAGGGUUAAUAUAUAGGACGUAAAAAGCAUCUAACUCUCGAUAGAUGAGAUUGAGUCGAUGUUUAUUAAUUAUUAGUUCGUGACGAACUUAACAGAGGCACGACUCUUUAUCAUAAUUCAAUGUACAAAACUGCUAUUAGCACGGUUCUCCUCAUUUUUCAUUGCUUAAUAUAUUUUUUUCUCGAAAAUGCGCACUCGAUACAAUCUCGCAAGAAAGAGAGAAAAAAAAAGAUAAAGAGAGGAAAUAAACUAGACCGAUUUUAUCUGUUAAUGUUAUGUUUUUGUUAUUUUUUUAUUAUUUGCGAGCAAUAAGAGAGUGCGUUUAUAUUGU